Molecule: messenger RNA, 3352 nt
Organism: Danio aesculapii
Lineage: Eukaryota; Metazoa; Chordata; Actinopteri; Cypriniformes; Danionidae
Gene: chka
Product: choline kinase alpha
Exons: 12
Coding region: 181-1437 (418 amino acids)
Biological process (GO): CDP-choline pathway; phosphatidylethanolamine biosynthetic process
Cellular component (GO): cytoplasm
Molecular function (GO): choline kinase activity; ethanolamine kinase activity
Source: RefSeq, a predicted model, not a curated record
UAAACGGACCUGAAUCAGUGUACUCUUUAUCAUCCUGCGUAACGUACAGUCAUAUACAGUAUUUCAUAAAGUGUCGCCGUUAAAUCUGCGUUUAGCACAUCUGACAUCUGCACAGACAGCUUACGACGCAAUUUGUUGCCAUAUUUGAAUUAUUUACGUUAUCAGUGACCAAGAGCAAGCAUGAAGACUAAAUUCAUCAAUGGCGUGUCUUCAUCGCCUUCAAUGUCUUUGGGCUUGCUGGUUAAUGAAAGCGUCCUCGAAGUCCAGCCCGACAGUGUGAACGACUGCAAAGACAUUAUCCGACCGGAUGAGCCCGACCAGCAGACGAAGCAUAAGGCGUAUCUGUGGUGUAAAGAAUUCCUCCACGGAGCCUGGAAAUCCAUUGAUGAGGAGGAUUUCCAAAUCUCAAUCAUCAGAGGAGGCCUUAGCAACAAACUGUUCCUCUGCGCUUUGCCAGAGAUGCAAGCAAGCCUUGGAGAUGAACCACGAAAUGUGCUCCUUCGCCUAUAUGGAGAAAUUCUGCAGAUGUCCUGUAAUAAAGGGGAUUCCAGGCAAUCAAACACAGAAAAUCACUUUCAAGGAGCUGAUGCUAUGGUACUGGAGAGUGUUAUGUUUGCUAUCCUGGCCGAGAGGGAGCUUGGGCCCAAGCUCUAUGGCAUCUUUCCACAAGGCAGACUGGAACAGUUUGUCCCAAGUCGAAAACUGUCCACAGAUGAGCUGAGCGUCCCUGGUAUAAAUGCUGAGAUUGCUGAAAAGAUCGCCAGAUUUCACGGAAUGAGAAUGCCCUUCAACAAGGAGCCAAAGUGGCUUUUUGGCACCAUGGAAAAGUACAUGGAUCAAGUGCUUCAGCUCACCUUCACCAGGGAACCUCAUCUGCGAAACUUCUCUCGCAUUUUGAGCUACAACUUGCCUCAAGAGAUGGACAAUCUCAAGUGCCUACUCGAAUCUACUCCCUCUCCUGUUGUUUUCUGCCACAAUGACCUGCAGGAAGGAAAUAUCUUGCUUCUGAGUGGUCGUGAGAACACAGACAGACAGAGGCUUAUGCUGAUUGACUUCGAGUACAGCAGCUACAACUACAGAGGAUUUGACAUUGGAAAUUUCUUCUGUGAGUGGACUUACGACUACACCUAUGACAAGUUCCCAUUCUUCACAAACAACACCCAAAAUUACCCCACCAAAGCACAGCAGAUGCAUAUCUUUCACAGUUAUCUGUUGGAAUCCGAUGCUGGAUUUAAACACUUGAGUGAGGAGGACCAGAUGAAGCUCAAAGAAGAUAUGCUAGUGGAGGUUAACAGGUUUGCUCUGGCCUCCCACUUCUUUUGGGGAUUGUGGUCCAUGAUCCAGGCCAAAAUAUCCACAAUUGAGUUCGGAUACAUGGAGUACGCCAUGGCCAGGUUUGAUGCCUACUUUGAGCUGAAGAGGAAGCUCGGGGUUUAAAGGAAACGUAUUCAAUCGACAGCAGAGAGAAGGAAGUGGGAACAGCCGCUCAAAUGAUGUCAGGAAAAGAGCAGAGCAGAGAAAGAGGACGCCCUGCAUCUGUAGUGAUUCAGCCACGCUGCAUGGACCAAAAAUCAAUGCAACAUACGUAUUUAAAAAGGCCCUGCGCAUUAAGCGCCCCCAUAUAUGCUGCUUCUCAGUGUUUACAAAUUUAAGCUUCUCACAUUUCACAGCCUGAGCUUCAGGACAGUCGGAGAAUGCAAGAAGGCAAGGUUACUUGGUGAAAAAAAUGUAUUGGGUGUAGGUCAGAGAUUAGGCGGGAAAUAUGUUUGUGCAGAUGCAAUUUAAUUCGUGAUUCAAAGAGCGGUGUGGUGGAAAGUUCUUCAUACUCACUUCAACUUGUCUGUUAUCACCCAGUCAUCUGCUGUAGUGUUAUCUAUACAACCGGUGAUAGAAGAUGUGCUGUGAAAGAGUAAGGUUCAAAAACUGGACCUGUUACUAGAAAAAUGGUACAACAGACCAAACGAUGUUGACACUGUGGUUCAGUAUUGUGUUUCUCGAGUUUCCAUUUUUUGGGGUGUGAAUUUUUACUGGAUGAUUUACCUCUUUUUCUACUUGAACUUGUAGUAGAUCAUGUCUUCAUUUCUAUUUCUAGAAGAUCCGCAUGAUGUGAAGUGAAAACUGGGACCGGACCAUCUGCUUUCUUCCUUGGGAGAGAGAUGGUAUCAGAUAUCUUUCUGUCUUAACAGUGGAAAUUGUAUGGUCUUCUCGACCGUAGUAAUCUCAUUCACCUCUUAUUAGAGGUGCUUGUGUUUUUUUUAUAUAAAAAAUUGAUCAGAAAAAGUGUCCGUUAUGAGAUUACUCCCACUUGUAUCUGAUUUAAUAUGAAUCGAUAACCGUUAGAUAUUAGUAAAACUUAAUAUCAAUCUAUAUUUGGUCUAAUUAUGUUUCGCGAAGUGAACGUUCAUGAAUGUUUAUACUCCUUUUUUAUGCUAUGAAAUUUUUACGACUGAACAAAAUGUUCGUAAUGCGUUUAGUUAACUUUAAAAGUAUUGUUUAUUUUAUUUUGUAUGUUGGUAGUAUACGAUAUUAUUAAGGCAGCCUAUUUUUUGUUUGUUUGUUUAUGCUAAGUAUAAUGUUAAAGGCACUUUCUGAAGCAGUUCUGUGAAGAAGUUUUAGUAUUAGCAAAUGUAACUUUACUAUUAUUUUUCUGCAAUGGAAUAUGUAUUUUUCUUAAUAAGAAAGUGUUCUCUGUCCUAAUUGAAUAAUGUCAGUGGAUCUUUUGACCAUUUUUACUGUAUUAUCAACGCGAUCUUGCAGCAAUUGAUAACUUUUUGAUUUAGUGGCUAAUUCGUAUGAAUUCGUACAAUCUAAUUCUUACAAUUUAGUACGAUUUGCUCAUCACACAGUGAUGGUUGGGUUUAGAGGCGGGGUUGGGUGCCACGCCUCCUUUUUAAAAUCAUACAUUUUCAUACGACUGAAUUCAUAUGAAUUAGCCACUAAAUUAACAAAACGUAAAAUACGUUUUCUCUUGAGAUCAGGCUGGUAUUAUACUUGAUUUCCAAUUUCAACACAUAUCUUGAACCAUAUACAUAAUAAAAUGUAAAUAUUCAUUUACAUGUUUCUAAAUAAAUGAUCUUUUUUUUUUACUUCAGUAAACAGAAAGGAAAGAAUGGAAGUAUAUUGUCAAAUGUAAAAAAGACAGUUUUUUGAAAUCAGACGUCUAGGCCAGCUUUACUAACUUAUCCAUUUGUUAACAUCAUUGUCAAGCCUCUAAAACUUAACAAAAGUGAGGAAUAUAAAAGGUUAUUUGCACGUCUGCUUACAAAUGAGGUAAAAUGUAAAAACAAUCGUUUUGUAAUAAGCAAAUUCAUGCUGCUUUGCAUAUGAUUGUGAAUAAAGAGUUACAAAAUUA